Molecule: messenger RNA, 1272 nt
Organism: Chaetomium globosum CBS 148.51
Lineage: Eukaryota; Fungi; Ascomycota; Sordariomycetes; Sordariales; Chaetomiaceae
Exons: 3
Coding region: 1-1272 (423 amino acids)
Source: RefSeq, a predicted model, not a curated record
AUGCCGCGCCACGUGGAUCAGGACGUGCAUACGUCUUUCGUCGAGUUUCGCGCUGGUGGUGAGUAUUCCCGUCUCCCUGUCCCCCGGGUAGUAACCCGUUCCCGUAUUGACAAUGACCAGAAAUGCGUUUCCGUGCAGUGCCUUUUCUGCCAGCAGGUCAGAGCAAAGAACACGACCCGACAGAAGCAACACCUCCUCCAGUGCGCACCCUAUCUCCAAGCCCACCCUGAAGUCGCUCUGCAAGCUUCGGCCGCAUCCGUCGCAGCAGCAUCAGCUCCCGCUCCCGGGCCACAGGGACAUGCGCCCCCUCCCCCACCGCACCCGACCGCCCACGAUGCACCACAUCCACCACACGCAUCGCACCCGCCGCCCAUCCCCCCCAUCCCGCCCGUCGUUUCUUCCUACGGUCACGAUGACGUUGCGAACGAGCAUACGAACUUGAGCUUCAUGCCAAAUCCCCGCAUCAAUGGGUCGCCGAGCCACAGCCGCCCGUCGCUCGGAGUCGAGGGGACACCGGCAGCCAAAAAGCAAAAGACCAAGCAAUCCCCGGCUUCGAACUUGCCCGAGAUUCCCCUUCGCGAUGUCCACGCAGCCUUCGUCGAGUUCCGGGCCAAGGAGGACGACAAGUGCAUGUCAGCUCGAUGCAUCUAUUGCAACCAAGUCCGCGCCAAGAAUACAUCCAGGCAGAGGGAGCAUCUGAUGGCCUGCGCUGGCUACCAGUCCGUGCUCAAGGACAAGAUUCCGGCCAACAACCUCCGCCAUCAGUUCGAUGAGGACGACGUUGCGAGCUCGCUAGCACUGCCUGCCCCCGCUCUCGAUCUCGAUUUUCGAAUGAGCAUAAGGGUAAAGCCCAAGCUGAAUGUGGGCUCCGGGCCGGCUGGUCGCCAAAGCUGGAUAUCCUGUAUUGGUGGGCAGUGGGCCGGCAGUUGGGGAAAGGGUGUACUUCUGCCGAGUGGGCAAGACGUCCAGACAACCGUCAAGGACACCGCAACGCGCAUCGACGCGCGGUACCUGAUGCAGACCAACGACGAACACCCCGCGCUGAUCAUUUGCAAAAUCACGGGAUGGCUGACUGGCGAACGUGACGUCAUGGAGAGACUGCAAGACCCCGUCGCCGCGGACAACGUUGCCGCCCAUCGGUACCGGCUCCGCGUGACCAUGGAGCUCGAGACGGGCGACGAGCGCUACCAGGAGAUAAAUACGGGCACCUGGCUCGGCAGUGGUUGCCGGCGCGGUGCCGAGAUUGUGUACGAUGCUUACCGUAUCGGAUGA